GCAGAUAAUUGAUUCCAUGUCAUAUGCUAAACUUAAUGUUCUUCAUUGGCACGUCAUAGAUGAGCAGUCAUUUCCUUUAGAAAUACCUUCAUAUCCAAAUUUGUGGAGAGGUUCAUAUACAAAGUGGGAGCGCUAUACAAUAGAGGAUGCAGCUGAAAUCGUCAACUAUGCCAAACUAAGAGGCAUUAAUAUUAUGGCUGAAGUAGAUGUCCCUGGUCAUGGAGAAUCAUGGGGCAAAGGAUAUCCUGAUCUUUGGCCUAAUUCUUCCUGCAGAGAGCCCCUUGAUGUUUCAAAAAAUUAUACUUUUGAUGUAAUUACUGGCAUUCUGACAGAUAUGAGAGAGAUUUUUCCUUUCGAGCUAUUCCACUUGGGUGGUGAUGAAGUUAAUACAGAUUGCUGGAACACUACUCCACAUGUGAAGGAAUGGCUUCAAGAUAAGAACUUUACUACGAAAGAGGCAUAUCAAUAUUUUGUACUCAGAGCACAACAAAUAGUUCUGUCAAAAAAUUGGACUCCUGUGAACUGGGAAGAAACAUUCAAUACUUUUGCAGAAAACCUUCAUCCAAGGACUGUUGUGCAUAACUGGUUGGGCCCAGGGGUUUGUCCAAAGGCUGUUGCCAAAGGUUUCAGAUGCAUUUUUAGCAAUCAAGGUGUGUGGUAUCUGGACCACCUAGAUGUCCCAUGGCAUGAAUUCUACACUGCUGAACCACUAGAAGGAAUAGAUGAUGCUUCUCAGCAAAAGCUUGUCCUUGGAGGAGAAGUUUGCAUGUGGGCUGAGACAGCUGAUACAUCAAAUGCUUAGCAAACAAUUUGGCCUCAAGCUGCAGCUGCUGCAGAGCGGUUAUGGAGUAGUAAGGAGGCCACAUCCACUGGAAACAUUAAUGAAACCGCAUUACCCCGGUUGC
Humulus lupulus (European hop) is the source of this 905-nucleotide messenger RNA. RefSeq names its product beta-hexosaminidase 1-like. Lineage: Eukaryota; Viridiplantae; Streptophyta; Magnoliopsida; Rosales; Cannabaceae. Gene Ontology annotation, cellular component: membrane. Gene Ontology annotation, molecular function: beta-N-acetylhexosaminidase activity. The record is from RefSeq and is a predicted model, not a curated record. The transcript has a single exon. Gene Ontology annotation, biological process: carbohydrate metabolic process; glycosaminoglycan metabolic process. Bases 17 to 802 code for a protein of 261 amino acids.